This is a messenger RNA of Penaeus chinensis, 1458 nucleotides long. RefSeq lists its product as uncharacterized. The record is from RefSeq and is a predicted model, not a curated record. NCBI's taxonomy places the organism in Eukaryota, Metazoa, Arthropoda, Malacostraca, Decapoda, Penaeidae. The transcript is spliced from 2 exons. The coding region runs from base 121 to 504 and encodes 127 amino acids.
UUGACGCCGCGAGAUCUCUCUUGGGGGAAAAACAGAAAAAAAAAACACUUAAAGAAAAAAAAGAUUAAAAAACGCUUCCUUUCUUCGUAUCGGAAUAUACACGAAAUAACAACCAACGCCAUGAUGAAGUUCGUACUGUGUCUGUCCCUCCUGGCGGCGUGCGCGUCAGCGGGAGAGGCCGAAGGGGCGCCGAAGACCUUCUCCGACGACGUGCUCUCCGAGGUGGUCCUCCGGCUGGUGGAGGCGGCGCGCUCCACCUCCUACUCGUCCCUCCUCACCCUCAACGUCACCAACAUCAUCAUCCUCGCCUUCGUCGCCUUCAUCGCCCUCGGAUACUUCGGCUUCAUCGAUGUAGGACUCGGUCUCGGCCGGUCCUUCGGGAGUUCCUCGGACCUCGACCUCUCCGCCGUCGGGAAGGCCGUGUCCUCCUUGGCCCCGCUCGUCCACCAGGCCCUCGAGACCUACAGCAGCCUGCAGGAGGAGUCCUCUCGUCACGAGUCCUAGGCCUCCGACAAAGAAUGGAAUGAAGACGUAGCCCACUUUAUGCUCGUAGCUCUUGCGUGACGUCAUCGCUAGCAACUAUGUGCAAUGGCGACGUCUCAUUGGCUGCUCCCUGCUGUUACCUCCUCAAGACCACCCCUUGUGACGCCAUGCUUUAUGUCAGUCUGUUUAUAUAACAUCGCGCUUAAAAAUUAAUGUGUCAUGACGUCAUCAUAAGUGCCACUUCCUCUUAGAUAUUAAAUCUUUUUUCAAGGUGCCACUUCCUCUGUGAUACCACCUAGAGCUGUCAUUAUCUUCCCUAUAAUACUUGAUACCAGAAGUCUCUAACCAAGCCAUCUUGCUUUGACAGCCAACCUGGAGCAAGUUGGCUUGCUUAAAAUACGCCUUGUUAUACAUAUUUCCAUGACAACGAAGCCCAAACUUUUUUUUUCUUAAUAUAUCUUGUAUUUUUGAUACUCCAAACGUUCUCCUGACGUAAAUUAUUGAACUAUUUAAUGCAACACACAGUUUGUCUUGUCUGUUGUUAUUGUUGUUAUUGUUGUCACGUUUUCUUUGUAUUGCCAAAAUCAAUUAUUUAUGCUGGAACUAUUUGUCAUCUCCAAGUGCCUUUUUCAAGCACACAUGCACACACACACACACACACACACACACACACACACACACACACACACACACACACACACACACACACACACACACACACACACACACACACAAAUAAAUAAAUUAAUAAAAUAAACAAAUAAACAAAUAAAAUUAAGUAAAAAGGUGCACACGCAUACACGCACACUCACACGCAGACGCACAAACACGCACACGCACACGCGCGCGGAGGGCAAUAGUUGCGGCGCGAACGAUAAUACUCAUCACCGGCGACCAAACGGCGUCGGAGUCAUGUUUAUGUUAAGAUUUUGUUGAUUGUUUGUUGAUAUAUUUAAUAAAAAUAGUCAAAGCAUA